Messenger RNA from Schistocerca gregaria, 2346 nucleotides. RefSeq names its product sodium/bile acid cotransporter 7-like. The transcript is spliced from 6 exons. Gene Ontology annotation, cellular component: plasma membrane. Bases 9 to 959 code for a protein of 316 amino acids. The record is from RefSeq and is a predicted model, not a curated record. Lineage: Eukaryota; Metazoa; Arthropoda; Insecta; Orthoptera; Acrididae.
AGCUCGUUAUGUGUAUCGUUGAUGUGUUUAUAUUUACUUACUGUAUGGUGAUGGCAAGAAGCAGGAAAAUUUUGAAAUACUGGUUUCUUAUCGCUGUUUUAGUAGUUAUUUUCAUUGCUGAAAUCGUACCCCAUUUAACUGCUGAUGGCGGUUUACCGUGGCCCGACACCAGCGCGAAGUACGGAACAGUACCAAUCGUAUUUCUUUUAAGUGGCUUAACUCUUCCAACCGAUAAUCUGUUGACUGCUGCCAAACAGUAUGAUUUACAUUUCGUCACCCAGUGUUUUUCACUUUUAUUUACUCCACUCUUCGUCAAACUUUUGACUGUUAUUCUUGCGCCAACUGGUGUGGAUGAUUGGAUUAUGAAAGGUUUUAUCAUUUCUAGCAGUAUGCCUGUCUCAUCGUCAUCCGUCGUGGCUACUAUUUGUGCAGACGGCAACGAGGCAGCUGCAAUAGUAAACUGUAUUGUUGGUGCACUUCUUGGAAUGAUAACGACGCCACUUAUAUUGCUGAUACUGAUAAGAUCAGCAGCAGUGGUUUCACCUGUCAAAUCAUUGCAUGACCUAAUUCUCACUGUGGGCAUACCACUGCUUGUUGGGCAAAUUGUUCGCAAAGUAACUGGAAUGAGACUGCAACAAAGUAUUGCAUUGAAGAUUAGACAGUUGGCGUUACUGAUGACUGUGUUUAUAACCUUUUGUGACAUCUUUAUGUCACAUCUAGAUGUAGAAUUACAGCCCAUUAAUGUACUAGUUUCAGUUUUCUCAGUGGUAAUUCUACAAAUGACAUUGCUACUUCUCAUUUUUUGGACAACCAGAUAUCUGCCAUCAAAGUUUUCACUACAGGACACAAAGGCAAUUAUGUUCUGUUCAACACACAAGUCUCUCUCCCUUGGGCAAGCUUUAAAUAAAGUACCAAAGUAUUUUUGGUUUGGUGUUGAUGAAGGGCACUAUAUGCAAUAAAGAAAUAAUGUCAGCUUAUGGUAAGAGGCAUGUUUGUGAGUGAGGUGUAAAAAUUAUUCAAAUUCUGAAUUAUGCAUGGAUGCAUGGUUAUGUUGUUCCAGACAAAGGUAAUGUGAAGCUUCUGCAAUUUACUUAUUACAGGAGGUAUUUACCUGAACAAUAUUUCAUGCAUUUUCAGUGUGCAACUUUAUUGUUAUGUACUAUCAAGUGUAGCACUGACUAAUUUGUUCCUGCAUUUCCUGUUGCAUGAGAUUUUUGAACUAUUUCUAGAAAUUGCUUUAGCACUGAUAUCAAAUGUGUCACUGGCUAUGUUUAUUUUCUGUAAUUGUGAUGAAGUGUGAAACUUUCAGUUGUUGCUUAUAAUGCUGUGGAAUGAUUCAUAGUUUUUCCUUCACAGGCUCUACAGUGUCAUUUUGUUGCAAAUGUAUUUUAGUGUAAGUUGUUUGAUGUAUAAUGUUUCAAAAGGUUCCGUGAUUUGCAGUCAUCCUUAAAACAUGAUGCAUAUGAUCAAGUUAGCCACCUGAAGUACAGCAAAAUCUGAACUUUAUACAGCUUUAAACUGUUUUGGUGUAUCAUUGUCCUUUGAUUGUGUUGUCAGAGGAAAAUAAACAUCCAUGAUUAUGAUUUUUGAGAGAUAAAUAACUAUGUAAAUGUCUGAUGCCUUCUGUAAUGCUUGGAUAUUGGUCACCGUCUGCAAAAUCUGAAUAUAAAGUUUACCUAUAAAUCUUAUUUUGCAGUUGCUCUUGGUGACCAAGACAAUGGACUUUAGCAUAUUGUGUGUCACAACUACGAGAAAAUGCUUCAUGACUGGACAAAAUUAGGAUACAAGUAUAUGCACUCAGAUGUUCCCAGGAUCCUAUAAAUGACUUUUACUUUUGGCUUGUUAGUUCUAUAAGUGUUAGCGAGACAAACUAUCAUUUUCUCUCUUAUUACAGUAAUGCAUCUGCAGUAUGAACCAUCCCACACUCUGAGGAACUGCCAGUUCCAGUUUUUAAUGGUUUUGCCUAUCCACAGGAUAAAGUGAACAACUGAGUUAUUGGCCUCAAGGCUGCAAGAUGAACUCUACAACUCUGCUAAGUUUCAUAUUUUCUAAAGUGGGAACAGAAGUUUUAGAAUUUCUUCUGAAGAAAAUCACUAUAUUUAUUGCCAUGAAAAUAAAGGCAUUAGCAAAUUGGCAAGAGAUCCUUAAUAGUCCAUAUAAAUUGUGAUUGUUUCGUGACAGCUCCAAGCACAGUCCUAAGUAUGUUCCCUUGCUCAACAGGAAAAUAUACAUUGAAGUGAUGAAUAAAAAAGUAAUGACUGAUUUACUAGAACAUUAUAACCACAACUGUUAAUGCUAACAAAUCACAGAAUCUACAUCUGUACUCUGCAAGGCACCUUAUGGCAU